Molecule: messenger RNA, 1705 nt
Organism: Paramuricea clavata
Lineage: Eukaryota; Metazoa; Cnidaria; Anthozoa; Malacalcyonacea; Plexauridae
Source: the annotation of a GenBank genome assembly
AUGUCAUUGCCGAAGGAUCAGUAUAGCUUAGUCAAUGUGUUAGAUGUAAUAGACAAUAGCGACAGUGAGUUCGAAGGGUUCGAAAGUGAGUCGGAUGGUGAAUUUAGUCCAUAUUGCUCCAACCAGUCAUCAGAGAGUGAUAGUGAAGUUGACGACAGCAGUGAUUUACUAGAUCAUAGUAACCAAACUUCUGAUCAGGAAAGUGAAUGGGAAUCGGAUGAUGAUGUUCCUUUAUCAAGCAUGGCAAAACUGACACCAAAUACCAAGUACAAAUGGCGCAAUGUUGCGUUUCAACCACCAGAGAACAUAGAGUUUUGUGGUGACACAAAACUUCCAGAUCUGCCAACAGUGAAUGGCGAAGUCACACCAUACAGUUUGUUCAAGAUGUUUAUAUCGGAUGAAAUGCUUGGAUCUGUGGUUAACGAAACAAACCGGUACAGCGUGGAGAAAAAUGGCCAGUCAAUAAAUAUAUCUCGUCAGGAAUGCGAACAGUUGAUAGGAGUGAUCUUCUAUAUGGGACUGGUCCAAAUGCCUAGCCUUCGCUCGUAUUGGGAGAAUGAGCUAGGUUUUGAGCCGAUUUCCAGUGUUCUAUCUCGUAAUCGAUUCCUUAAAUUGGUCACAUUGCUUCAUUUUGUUGACAACAAUGCCAUCACAGAUGAGGAAAAGAAAGACAGGCUUUGGAAACUACGUCCAUGGCUUGAUGCAAUGAGACAAAAUUUUCUGCAAAUCCCUCCAAAAGAAUGUCAGUCAAUUGAUGAGAUUAUCAUUCCAUUCAAGGGUAGAUCUGGCCUCAAAGUUUAUAUGCCUAAAAAGCCACAUAAGUGGGGGUUUAAACUUUGGGGUCGAUCAGACUCAGAUGGAUUUAUGUAUGAUUUCGACGUAUACCAACCUGUUCCAGAUGACCAAGUCUCAGAGCUGGGACGAUCUGCCGGGGUUGUAGAGAAAAUGACUGAUACAUUGCCAGAUGGGAAAAAUUUCAAGGCCUUCGCUGACAAUUAUUUCUCUUCUGUUGCACUUGCUGAAAAGUUGAAGAAGCGCCAAAUAUAUUACAUUGGCACAGUCAGGAUGAAUCGUGUGACUGGAAACAAAUUGCUGAAACCCAAGGAAAUGAAAAAGACUGCUCGAGGACAUUGUGUUGCCCAGGUUGAAAGAAACACGAAUGUGGUAUGUGUCCAGUGGAAUGACAACAAAGUAGUCAGCCUCAUUUCGUCCUAUGUUGGGAGAGAACCCAUGACAGAGGCAAGGCGUGGGGAUAGGAAGGGAAAAAAAACAUGUGCAAAUCCAGAAGCCAAAGAUUGUGGAAGAGUAUAAUAAGUUUAUGGGAGGCAUUGACCUUCUAAACAUGUGUACAAACUUGUACAAGUACAAUAUAAAGUCUCGUAGGUGGUAUAUGUAUAUAUUCUUUCAUUCGCUUACACUUGCCCUAGUAAAUUCCUGGUUUCUGUACAGAAGGUACCAUCAAGAGCAAGGUACAGAUAAGAAAGAAGUGCUUCCUCUCAGGAAAUUUCAAGCUGCUUGUGCGUAUGCUCUGACCUCAGCCGGCAAAGGAAAGAAGCGAACACGUGGUCGCCCAUCAUUAGAAGAGCAGGAAAUUUUGGAAGCAAACAGGUCCCAGAAGAAGAGGUAUGUUGGUGUACCUGAAGAUGUCCAGAAAGAUGAGUUUGACCACUUCCCCAUGUAUGAUCCAACACGUCAACGGUGCAAG